This is a messenger RNA of Miscanthus lutarioriparius, 1065 nucleotides long. NCBI's taxonomy places the organism in Eukaryota, Viridiplantae, Streptophyta, Magnoliopsida, Poales, Poaceae. The record is from the annotation of a GenBank genome assembly.
AUGGCGGGGAGCUUCUCGUCCGCGCUGCUGCUCCUGCUCAACAUGGCGGGCGCGUUCCUCGCCCCGCCCGCUCUUCCUUCCGGCCCGGCCUCCGUGGGCACCAGCGCCAGCGCCAGCGCCGACGGCGGCGGGGACGACGGGGACGUCGACUUCUUCUUCUUCCCGUUCCUGGUCCUCUACAAGAGCGGCCGCGUGCAGCGCUUCAUGGGCACGGACACCGUGCCGGCCUCCACGGACCCGGCCACCGGCGUCGCCUCUAGGGACGUCGUCGUCGACGCCGCCGCGGGCCUCGCCGUGCGCCUCUACCUGCCUCCUAGCCUCGCCACCAACCCCACGGGCACGGCAGGGACGGACGACGACGGCGGCGGCGGUGGAAGCGGAAGCAACAGGCUGCCGCUCCUCGUGUUCUACCACGGCGGCGCCUUCGUCACGGAGUCGGCCUUCUCGCCGACGUACCACCGGUACCUGAACGCGCUGGUGUCCAGGGCCCGGGUGCUCGUCGUGUCCGUCGAGUACCACCUCACGCCCGAGCACCGCCUCCCGACGGCGUACGACGACGCGUGGGCGGCGCUCCGGUGGGCGCUCGCCAACGCGCGGGCCGGGACCGGGACGGACCCCUGGCUGUCGCGCCACGCCGACCCGGCGCGGCUGUUCCUGGCCGGCGACAGCGCCGGCGGCAACAUCGCGCACUACGUGGCGCUGCGCGCGGGGUGGGAGGGCCUGGGCGACGGCGGCGCCGCCGUCACGACCAUCCGAGGCCUCGCGCUGCUCGACCCCCACUUCUGGGGGAAGCGCCCCGUGCCGUCGGAGACCACCGACGAGGACACGCGGCGGUGGCGCGAGCGCACGUGGAGCUUCGUGUGCGGCGGCCCCUACGGGAUCGAUGACCCGGUGAUCAACCCUGCACGCGCGUGCUGGUCACCGUGGCGGGGCUGGACAUGCUCAGCGCCAGGGGCCGUGCGUACGUCCACGCACUCAGGGCCAGCGGUUGGCCCGGCGAGGUGGAACUGUAUGAGACGCCCGGCGAGUAUCACGUCUACUUCCUUAACAAGCCCGACAGCGUGA